This is a messenger RNA of Aureobasidium subglaciale EXF-2481, 5991 nucleotides long. RefSeq lists its product as uncharacterized. Bases 1 to 5991 code for a protein of 1996 amino acids. Gene Ontology annotation, molecular function: guanyl-nucleotide exchange factor activity. The transcript has 3 exons. The record is from RefSeq and is a predicted model, not a curated record. Gene Ontology annotation, biological process: regulation of ARF protein signal transduction. Lineage: Eukaryota; Fungi; Ascomycota; Dothideomycetes; Dothideales; Saccotheciaceae.
AUGGCAGAUACUGAGGCCCCUGCUCCUCAUACCAUGGAGCGUGGUGUCGCGCUUGAUAGGCAACAAGACAGCCUGCCGCAGUCCGAUGUGGAAUCGAGCCAGGAACUACAGGACAUACCUUUAGACACCGCUCCAGAUUCUCCAGUAGAUGAUUUGUCAGUCCUUACAUACGAGCCUUCGGAUCCCACACCGCAUCAAGAAGACGGAAGCAUCGAAACAUCACAUCCGGAAGUGCAGGCUAUAACACAACCUUCGGCACCCGUCGAGCAAUACGAGCAGCCACCUGUUCCUACCAUCGCAACUCCCUUGCCAGAGACGACGCCGCAACCUAACGAACCUCCCCAAUACCCCGUCGAUCCUCGUCUCAUUCAGCCAAACCGCCAGCGCACCGACUCGCAAUCUACCACUGCCACCUCCCGGUCGACUACUCGCUCAUCUAUGGUCUUUGUCGUCAGCGCCCUAGAAACUAUCGCCGCAUCGAAGGAUGCUCGUAAGAGGAAGCCCUUGGCGGACGCUGCUCAGCGUGCCUUGUCCACAAUCAAGAGCCAGGGGGACCCAACACGGACUGACCCAGAGAUUCUUUUUGCUCCCCUGCAGUUAGCUACCGAAGCAAACACUGUCGCCAUCGUCACCACUGCUUUGGACUGCAUCGGCAAGCUCAUUAGUUAUUCCUACUUUUCUGUGCCUGCAGACACCAACAAUGAGAACCAGCAGCCUGUCCCGCUUAUUGAACGCGCCAUUGACACAAUAUGCGAUUGCUUUCAGGGCGAAGCGACUCCGGCUGAGGUCCAGAUGCAGAUUAUCAAAUCGCUGUUAGCUGCUAUUCUCAACGACAAGAUUGUGGUACAUGGCGCAGGUCUGCUCAAGAGUGUUCGUCAAACGUACAACAUUUUUCUACUGUCGAAGAACAGCUCCAACCAACAGAUUGCUCAAGGCACUUUGACACAAAUGGUUGGAACCGUUUUUGAGCGGGUGCAGACACGAAUUGCUGGACGUGCCACCAGGGCUGAAUCAUCCAAGCCUUCCCUUGCUAAUGGAUUUGAAGAGAACGUCGAGUCACUUUCCGAUGGUGUUGACACUGAUCUACCACGGCCUUCCACCGAUCUACAAGAAGAUGAGGAAGAGGAUGUCGACACAACAAGAAUGACUCUGCAGACUUUUGAGACUAAGAAGAGUUUUGACGACGCCAGGAUAGGAGACAAUGCUCCCACCAUGGUCACUCGUCUGAAGAAGUCUCGGAUGCCUGCUCGGACCACUUCUGGGAACGACGGCGUUCCUGCCAUCACUGUACAACCAGAUGGUUCUGACGUUACCGAGGAGGACGAAGAAGAUGAGAUUUUCAUCAAGGACGCCUUCCUGGUGUUCCGUGCGAUGUGCAAGCUCAGCACAAAAACGCUUCGUGUGGAAGAAACUGUCGAUCUGAGGUCGCAGGGUAUGCGCUCCAAGCUUCUGUCCCUUCACAUCAUUCAAACCAUCAUUUUCAACCACCAUGCUGUCUUCACUUCGCCCUUUGCGACUAUUCGCAGCAGCUCAAACAACGACCCAACAAGCUUCACACAAGCCAUCAAACAGUACAUCUGCUUGAGUCUGAGUCGCAACGGAGCCAGCUCUGUAAAUAAAGUGUUCGAGAUCAGCUGCGAAAUCUUCUGGCUCAUGAUCCGCUACUUGCGUGUCACUCUCAAAAAGGAGAUUGAGGUUUUCCUCAAGGAGAUCUACCUCUCGAUCUUGGACAAAAGGACGGCACCCGCUUUCCAGAAACAAUGCAUCAUCACAGUAUUGACCAGGCUUGCAUCGGAUCCUAGGGCACUGGUCGAGAUCUAUCUCAAUUAUGACUGUGAUCGUGCAGCGCUCGACAACUUCUACCAGCGUAUUAUUGAGCAUCUUUCAAGGAUAGCCAGUUCGCCUGUGCAGGUUACAGCACAGCAGGAACUCAUGUAUAUUGAGCAACAAUCGAAACAUGGCAAUGCUAUGUCCGAAUGGCUGGCUCAGAGCACUUUGCCUCCGUCAUUGUCUACUUCCACGAUUGCUAGUGCGCCCGAAGCGAAUCAGGAUAUCCCUCCUGAGUACAUCAUGAAGCAGCACUCUCUUGAAUGUCUCGUCGAGACAUUACGCUCCAUGGUCAAUUGGUCACAGCAAGGUCUGAACGACGUAGUCGCAUCAUUCUCGAAUCCAGAGUCGCGCAACUCUAUAGAAGACUUUAGAGAUUCUAUCGACGCUCGCGAGAACGGAGUCUCUCAGUCACCUAUAGUACCUAGUACGGAGGCUGCAACUACCGUGCCUGGCACACCAUUAGCAGAGGAUGAUCCUGCUGAGCUUGAGCGAGUCAAACAACACAAGACUGCACUCAACAACGCCAUCAAACAGUUCAACUUCAAGCCUAAGAAGGGCAUCAAAGUACUGAUAGCUGGUGGUUUUAUCAAUUCAGACUCGCCUCAGGACAUUGCUCAAUUCCUCAUUACCAAUGACAGACUAGACAAAAAGGCUCUGGGCGAAUAUCUUGGAGAGGGUGAGCCAGAAAACAUUGCCAUUAUGCAUGCCUUUGUCGAUAGCAUGAACUUUACAAAGACACGCUUCGUCGACGCCCUCCGAAAUUUCCUGCAAAGCUUCCGUCUGCCCGGUGAGGCCCAGAAGAUCGAUCGCUUGAUGCUGAAAUUUGCCGAGAGAUACACGGGAGGUAAUCCUAAUGCGUUUGCCAACGCCGAUACCGCCUAUGUGCUCGCGUAUUCAGUCGUCAUGCUCAACACCGAUCAGCACAGCGCACAAGUCAAGGUUCGUAUGACUCCAGAGGACUUCAUCAAGAACAAUCGUGGCAUCAAUGAUGGUCAGAGUCUGCCGGACGACUACCUCAAGGUCAUCUUCGAAGAAAUUGCCAAAAACGAGAUUGUCCUCGACACAGAACGUGAGAAUGCUGCCAAUUUAGGCAUGUUACCACAGAAUAGUGGCAGCUUAGCUGCGAAUAUCGGUCAAGCUGUUGCCAACUUCGGACGUGAUCUGCAAAGGGAGGCGUACGCUCAAGCUUCGGAUCAGAUGGCUACCAAGACCGAGCAGCUCUUCAAGAACCUCAUGAAGGCGCAACGCCGUGGUGCUGCUAGGUCUCCUAUUGUGAGAUACAUCCCUGCAUCCUCAUUCAAGCAUGUUGGCCCAAUGUUCGAAGUAACCUGGAUGUCAUUCCUGACUGCGCUCUCUGGCGGUACUCAAGAAACCAACAACAUCGAAAGAAUCAAGCUUUGUAUGGAGGGUCAAAAGCUGGCUAUUCGUAUCUGUUGUCUGUUCGAUCUGACAGAUCCUCGACAAGCCUUCAUUGCUUCCCUUACUCGCUUCACGAACCUGUACAACAUAGGUGAAAUGAAGGCCAAGAAUAUCGAGGCCCUCAAGGCUGUCCUCGAUGUUGCCCAGAACGAAGGCAAUUUGCUCAAAGACUCAUGGCGAGACAUUCUUACAUGUAUCAGUCAACUUGAUAGAUUCCAGCUCAUUUCUACUGGUGUUAGCGAAGGCGACGUUCCUGAUAUGCUGAGAUCUCACUCCUCAGCCAAUAACCCCAACCGCAAGUCACUUGGUGUCCCUCCUCGCCACCGCAACAGGAACUCUGUCAGUGGUAUUGUCUACCAGCCCGAUAUUGCUGAAGAGAGUCGAUCUGCCGAUAUGGUCCGCAGCGUCGAUCGAAUUUUCACCAAUACAGCCAAUCUGUCUGGGGAGGCCAUUGUCCACUUCGUUACGGCCUUGACUCAAGUCAGUUGGCAGGAGAUUCAGUCUUCUGGUAACAGCGAGUCUCCCCGAACUUACAGUCUGCAAAAGCUUGUGGAGAUUAGUGGUUACAACAUGACCCGUGUGCGUUUUGAGUGGACGAGCAUCUGGCAAGUUCUGGGUGAGCAUUUUAUCCAAGUCGGCUGCCACAACAAUACCAAUGUUGUCUACUUUGCUCUCAACUCAUUGCGGCAGCUGUCUAUGCGUUUCAUGGAGAUAGAAGAGCUACCUGGUUUCAAGUUUCAGAAAGAUUUCUUGAAGCCCUUCGAGCACAUUCUCAGCAACGCCACACAAGUUCCGGUCAAAGAUAUGGUUUUGCGCUGCUUGAUUCAGAUGAUCCAAGCCAGAGGCGACAACAUUCGUUCCGGUUGGAAAACAAUGUUUGGCGUUUUCACUGUUGCUGCUCGCGAGCCUUAUGAAUCGAUCGUCAACCUUGCUUACGAUAAUGUCACACAGGUUUACAACGAUCGUUUUGCUGUGGUUAUCACCCAGGGCGCCUUUGCUGACCUCAUAGUCUGCUUGACCGAGUUCUCCAAGAACCACAAAUUCCAAAAGAAGUCUCUUCAAGCUAUUGAAAUGCUGAAAUCUUCUGUGGCGAAGAUGCUUCGUACUCCAGAGUGUCCACUCAGUGUCAAAGCGAGCACUACCAAGGAUGCCCCCACGGCAGAAGGGAUGCCCAAACAGCCGACCAGACAGACACAAGAAGAGCAAUUCUGGUUCCCUGUUCUGUUCGCGUUCCAUGAUGUGUUGAUGACCGGGGAUGAUCUCGAAGUCCGAUCCAGGGCACUCAAUUAUCUUUUCGAGACAUUGACACGCUAUGGUGGGGAUUUCCCUCGCGAGUUCUGGGAUACUCUGUGGCGCCAGCUACUGUACCCCAUCUUCAUGGUGCUCAAAUCAAAGUCGGAAAUGUCAAAGGCUCUCAAUCACGAGGAGCUCUCAGUGUGGCUCUCGACGACUAUGAUCCAGGCACUUCGCAACAUGAUCAGUCUAUUUACCCAUUUCUUCGACUCUCUGGAGUACAUGCUUGAUAGAUUCCUGGACCUUCUGGCACUUUGUAUAUGCCAGGAAAAUGACACAUUGGCCAGAAUUGGUAGUAACUGCCUACAACAAUUGAUUCUUCAGAAUGUACACAAGUUUACGCCUGAGCACUGGGAAAAGAUUGUCGGCGCCUUCGUGGAUCUAUUCGCACGCACUGAAGCGACAGCCCUGUUCUCCGCAGCGACGUCAUCUUCAUACCGAAAGGACUCUACCGCUUCAAAUGGUUCCAAGGCUGUCCCAGCAUCGCUGGAUGGACUCCCCAUGACAGAUAUUCCUUCCGCAGACCCGGCGGCCUUGCCUUCUGAGAGCCCGCAGGCUCUGGAUAACGAAGAGCCUGCAUCAAACGGAGGAACACCUAGACGUCUUCGUGGUAAUACCACAGCCACCAUGCAGUCCGAUCGAAGUCUGUCACCAUCAAGGCAGGCACAGAUCGGAGACAGCAACGAGCUUGAGGACUUCAACAACACUUCGCAAACACCCAACGCACCAGUUGUUGUCACUGCAGCACGCCGCCGCUUCUUCAACCAGAUCAUCACGAAGUGUGUCUUACAGUUAUUGAUGAUCGACACUGUCAGCGAGUUGUUCUCCAACGACUCUGUUUACACUGCCAUCCCAUCUCAUCUGUUGCUGCGCUUGAUGUCACUGCUCAAGAAGUCUUACCACUUUGCCAAACGCUUCAACGAGGAUCGUGACUUGCGCGCAAAGUUAUUCAGAGAAGGUUUCAUGCGUCAACCACCGAAUCUCCUCAAGCAGGAAUCUGGUUCGGCAUCAGUCUAUGUCAGCAUUCUUUUGCGCAUGUUUUCAGAUGAAGGAGAAGAGCGUAAGGCAUCACGUGCGGAGACAGAGCAGGCACUCAUUCCGCUCUGUGUCGAUAUUGUGAACUCUUACAUUGAACUCGACGAAGACACUCAGCAACGCAAUAUCAUGACUUGGCGACCUGUCGUAGUCGAUGUCCUUGAGGGCUAUACUUGUUUCCACACCGAAGACUUCGAACGUCACGCCACUACAUUCACACCUCUUGCUGUAGGUCUCAUGAACCGCGAGAUGGGCCCUGAACUCCAGCGGGCUGUGCAAGGUCUUUGGUCCCGCGUCACCGAGAUCAAGUUUGGCGUGAAGACCCUCGCUCAUAGUAGCAAGGCGAUGGGACUGGCCAGCCCGACAAGGCCUGUCACGUUCAAUGGUCGUCGCUCAAGCAGAGGUAGUCGUUAG